Molecule: messenger RNA, 1025 nt
Organism: Drosophila ananassae
Lineage: Eukaryota; Metazoa; Arthropoda; Insecta; Diptera; Drosophilidae
Exons: 1
Coding region: 1-933 (310 amino acids)
Biological process (GO): regulation of transcription by RNA polymerase II
Cellular component (GO): transcription regulator complex; nucleus
Molecular function (GO): DNA binding
Source: RefSeq, a predicted model, not a curated record
AUGAGCUCAAAUCACCGCCCACUUGAUGAAUCGGACAUUUUACUCAUCCACACUAUACGCGACACGCCGUCGCUCUACGACCCGCAGCUCCCGUCCUUCCGGCUUUCGCAGCGCAAGGAGGAGGACUGGGCGAGGGUGGCCGAUGUGCUUAACAUCUCUAUAAUGGAUGCCCGGCGUCGUUGGACUUGCCUGCGGGACCGAUACUCGCGGGAGCUGAAGCAAAAGCGCCUUCACCCAAGUGGCGAGUUUGGACACAAUGACUUUUUUCGGAAGAUGGAUUUCCUGCGGUCCUUCGUGCGGAAGCGACGUGAGAGGCGAGGGCGAGAUAGAGAACGUGACAUAAAAGUAAAGAACACCCGGGGGCGGCGGGUUUGGAUAUCAUCAGUUGGUCUGCCUUUGGAAAAUGAUGCAAUAAUCGAAGAGCCGAGCUCCCAUGAGUUCGAGGAGGAGCAGCACUAUGACGCCAAACUGGAAGUCCAAACAACACAGUCUGAGACGUACUCUGUGCUCGUAGAAGCGGAUGAGGGCCAAGAGGCUGACCAGGAAAGUUUCAAGGAAUUCCUUGAUCCGGAAUCUGAGCACAAGACUAUGGAGUCCCACACUGUCGUUUUACACCCUGAGACAACACCUUUGAAAGGGCCUUCACCUGCGGUUGAAGGGGUCGAUUCUGCUCAUGGCGAUUUAAACUACGUAGUGUGCAUGCCAAACGUGAAUCAGGAAAGAAAGCAGUUCACCACUGAAUCAGUUACUCCUGUAGCUUCGACGUCAGUCCAGAGUUGCUCGGAAACUGAAGACGACUUCUUUUGCAAGUCUAUUGCAGCCUAUCUGCGGCAGUUGUCGCGCGUUCACAAGAUCAAGGCCAAGGUGGAAAUGUACCAAAUCCUGGAGAAGUACAUACUUCUGGAAGAGAGUGGGAGGGCGGGGUCAGGCUGAACAGGUGGCUACGCAAAUGCAUGUGUAGCUGCUUGUGUAUAUAGUUUUUAACGUAGUUUUUAAUGCAGUACAAAUAUACAAAGUGACAAAAA